Messenger RNA from Megalobrama amblycephala (Wuchang bream), 4896 nucleotides. RefSeq names its product receptor-type tyrosine-protein phosphatase H-like. Gene Ontology annotation, biological process: angiogenesis; protein dephosphorylation. Gene Ontology annotation, molecular function: protein tyrosine phosphatase activity; cadherin binding. The transcript is spliced from 23 exons. The coding region runs from base 1 to 4533 and encodes 1510 amino acids. Lineage: Eukaryota; Metazoa; Chordata; Actinopteri; Cypriniformes; Xenocyprididae. The record is from RefSeq and is a predicted model, not a curated record.
AUGCAACCGCAUCUCUACCCCACCGACACGACUAAAAUAGCGUUCAUAAUCUCCCAACUGCAAGGCAAGGCUCUCCAGUGGGCCGACUCUCUCUGGACUCAUAAAGGCUCCGUGGUUAAGUCAUACUCUUCAUUCGUCGCCCACUUCCGCGAGGUCUUUGGAACUCCCUUGGCUGAUUCUUCUAUUGGUGAGAAACUCUAUAACUUAAAACAAGGAUCAAACUCUGUGACUGAUUAUGCCUUGCAGUUCCGGACGCUGGCCGCUAGCAGUGGAUGGAAUGAACAAGCCCUCAUCACCUCAUUUCGUCAGGGGUUGGAACCCAGAAAGGCUGACCCUGAAUCUAUGUCUAUACUGUGGAUCUCCGGGGCAUGCAAUCUCCGCAUGCCCAAUUCGUCCUCCUCGACCUUUGGGUCAGCAGGAAACUUCAUCUCUGGCUCCCUCUGUCGACAACGCAAGCUCAAAACCUCGCCCUCUCCGACUAUCUACCAAGUCCAGUCUAUCACGGGCAAACCCCUGAGCCGGAAGAGGAUCAGCUGUUGUGUGGGACCCCUUCAGCUCCGUGUAGGUAUCCUACACGUGGAAGACAUCCAUUUGCUGGUUCUGGAGGAUUCCACCGCUGACGUGGUUCUAGGGUGCCCGUGGCUCGAACAGCACAGCCCCACCAUCUCCUGGCACACGGGCGAGAUCCUGAAGUGGGGCGAACACUGUUUCUCCAGUUGCUUCUCCGAGCUUCCAGUUCCCAAGUCUCCAUGUUCCAAGAAGAUCUCCGUCUGUACUACUUCCAUUGAAAGCCCCAUCAAGAAACGCUCCACUGACAUUCCAUCCUGUUACGCCCCCUUCAGUGACGUCUUCUGCCCGCAACGAGCCUCCAAGCUACCUCCACACUGGCUAUGGGACUGUGCCAUAGAUCUGUUACCGGGUGAGCCAGUGCCUAGGGGAAGGAUUUACCCCCUGUCAGUGCCGGAGGAGAAGGCCAUGGAAGAAUACAUCGAAGAGGCCCUUAACCAAGGAUAUAUACGCCUGUCUACUUCCCCUGCUGCCUCAAGUUUCUUCUUAGUGGCAAAAAAGGACGGAGGCUUGCGGCCCUGCAUAGACUAUCGAUCCUUAAACAAGAUAACAGUAAAGUUCCGACUGGCCGAACAUCGCCACCACGUUGCGGAGGUCCUCCUACGCUUACAGCAAUACCAUCUAUUCCUCAAGGCAGAAAAGUGCUCCUUUCACCAACCCUCAGUCCACUUCCUGGGAUACUUCAUUGAUCACAGUGGCAUCCGGAUGGACGAGGGGAAGGUAGAAGCCAUCAAGUCCUGGCCUGCUCCCACAACCAUCAAAGAACUCCAACGCUUCCUAGGCUUCACCAAUUUCUACCGUCGCUUCAUCAAAAACUACAGUUCCAUCGUCCAUCCACUAACCAACCUCCUCCGUCACCAGCCCAAAUUUGAUUUCACUAUCUCCUAUCGCCCCGGCUCUAAGAACAUUAAAGCUGAUGCCUUAUCCCGUCUCCAUGCUCCUGAGGAAAAAAAUGAAUCUCCUGAAACCAUCCUUCCAAAGUCCAUCUUCGUGAACCCCAUCCAGUGGUCAGAAGAAACUCUACCCUCCUCCAAUGCCUCCUCCUACACUCCGCCGGGUUGUCCCCAGGGCCUUCAAAGACCGUACCAACACCGUAGACCCAGUAUGAGCCAACCAGACCCAUUCCAAGCCCUGGUGGAUGCGCUUCGGCGAACACUCACCACCAAUCCACCGUCACCAUCUCCAGCCACUUCUCCCUCACCUGCACCAGCGGGAACCUCAGUCAGCACCGUCAGCUCUCCUUCACCUCCGUUAACGCUUGCUGCUGUUAGCGGAUGGAACGAACAGGCUUUAAUAACCACCUACCGUCAAGGACUGGAACCCCGGGCCUGCCUCCAAGAACACCAGGACCAGUUUCUUCCCACCAUGCUCCUCUGCCGAUCCGAACCCGUCAGCUCCCCAGAACCAGCCAACGAACCCAUGGAUGUAGAGAAUUCUUGUUUAACUCCCUCUGAGCGCCAUCGUCAGCUGACCCUGAACCUGUGCUUGUAUUGUGGCGCUUCCGGGCAUGCGAUUGCGGCGUGCCCCACACGACCUCCUCGACCCAUGGAAAAAGUAAAAUUUCCUUCUCUUUCUUCUUCAGUUCCAUCUAAUGUUGAGAGUGUUUUUGUCAUCGACCGCAAAGAGACUGAGAUGACAUUUGAAUGGAUAAAAGUUAACAACAGGAACGGUUACACUUAUAAGCUGGAAUUCAUUGAUAAAAUUGAGAGUAUACCUACAACAAGUGGCUCUGCAGUGGUAUAUAGGGUCACGCCUCUGCCUUCAGGGACUGAAGUCUUCUUUACACUCUACACUGUGUUUGAAGGAGUGAAGAGCAGUGGAUUCAGCUUCUCCAAUAUAACCGUUCCAUCUAAUGUUGGGAGUGUUUCGGUCAUCGAUCGGAAAGAGACUGAGAUGACAUUCCAAUGGGAAAGAGUCAACAACAGGAACGAUUACACUUAUGAGCUGGUAUACGGGGAUAAAAUAGAGACUAUAGCUACACAACCUGAUUCUUUAGUGGUAUAUAGGGUUGAGUCUUUGUCUUCAGGGAUUGAAUACUCCUUUACACUCUCCACUGUGUUUAAAGAUUUGCAGAGCAGUGGAUACAAAUUUGCCAGUAUUAACGCUCUAUCUGAUGUAACUGAAGUUGGAGUCGAUCGAUCACUGACACAGUUGACAAUCAAAUGGAAUAAGUUAAACAAAAACGACAUCUACAACUACACCUUGCGUGAUAGUCAUGGAACUGAGAACAAUUUCACUGGAUCUGUUAUGGGUGAUGAGAUUAUACAUAUUUACUCACAUCUUACACCAGGGACGAUACACAGUUUUACUCUCUUCACUGUGGUGAAUGGUGUCAGAAGUAAUGGGUACAGCUUCAAGAGCAUCACCACCAUUAACUGUGAGUCCUUUAACUGGACAGUCACCAACUCUUCGAUAGUUGCUCAAGUGAAUGGUAGCACACGUGUAAUAGCUGAAAACAGCACUGGCAAUAGUAAAAAUGACCCUGUAGUGGACAACAGGGUGAAUCUGCAAGAGCUUUAUCCUGGAGCAAUCUACACUGUUUCACUGUGGUAUGAUUUGGACUCAGAGGGACUACUACAGUGCUCACAUCUCCUGACGUUAGAUCCAAAUAGUGUGCUUAAUCUUCAGUGUAAAUAUUUUUCUGGGGGAUAUGGUCUGGCUGUAAUUUGGGAUCAUCCAUAUGGAGUUAUGGAUGUGGUGCAGGUGGACAUUGGUAGUCAAAGUUUCAACCGUAGUUCAAAAGAAUCACCAAGACAAGAGUUUAAAAACCUGCAAGUUGCCCAUUGGUACAAAGUGACAGCAACAUCAUUCUCUGGAGCCAAGAAGAGUAAAAUGGAAUCAUUAAACUGUCAAACUGAUCCAGCAGGCGUUAUAGCAGGUGUUCUUGUGUUUUUCCUGUUGGUCAUCCUUAUUUGUGCUGCAGUCUAUUGGUGGCUUCGCUCUGGUUCUGCAAAGCGAAAUAAAAGCCCCAAACCAGUGGAGUUAAAAGUGACUAAUAAAAGCUACAAACUGAUUCCUGUGGAUACAUUUCCUGAACAUUUUCGAAACAUGAGUCGUGAUGAGAAUAGAGGUUUCAGUCAGGAACAUGAGGACUUGAGUUCAGUUGGUAUCGAACAGUCUAGUGUUGCGGCUUAUCUGCCUAAAAACAAGGACAAAAACCGAUUUACAAAUAUUUUACCUUAUGACUCCUCUAGAGUGCAGCUCACAGUAAAUGAUGAGGACGAUUCUGAUUAUAUCAAUGCCAACUACAUGCCUGGAUACGACAAUGCAAGCAAACAGUACAUCGCUGCUCAAGGUCCACUGCCAUCCACAGUCAAUGGCUUCUGGAGAAUGGUCUGGGAGAAUAGGUCACAGGCCAUCGUCAUGGUAACAAACUGCACUGAAAGUGGAAGGAUCAAGUGUGAGCAGUACUGGCCACUGGACUACACGCCGUGUGUCUAUGGAAACCUGGUUGUGACAGUGAAAUCAGAGAAUAAAGCUCCAAGCUGGACUCUGCGAGAAUUUAGUGUUAAAAAUAAAAGCACCUCUGAGACACGAACAGUGAAGCACUUCCACUUCACAGCAUGGCCGGAUCAUGGUGUUCCCUCUGGCACAGAGGAGCUAAUCCAAUUCAGAGGACUCGUCCGUCAACACAUAGAGAGUUCCUUCUCCGCAGGGCCAACAGUCGUACACUGCAGUGCUGGAGUGGGCCAGACAGGUACGCUGAUCGCACUGGACGUUCUGCUGCAGCAGCUGGACAGAGAAAAGGCAGUGGGCAUUGCAGCGUUUGUCCAGCAAAUGAGAUUGUGCCGGCCACUUAUGGUGCAAACUGAGUCUCAGUACGUGUUCCUGCACCAGUGCAUCAUGGAUUCUCUGCAACCCAAAUUCGUGGCUAAUUCAGAGCCUCUCUAUGAAAACUCAGACGUGAUCUAUGUCAAUGCAAUAGCGUUAAGACAAUAUGAAAACGUCAAAUAUGAACAAAAAUAAAAGAACAUCUUAAAAUGUAACAUUAUUCACAUCUGGUUAGCAAAAUAGUGUUCUUAUAAUAACAACGUAAGAUCAAAAACAGUCAUAGAAUUUGUUAGCACAAUCUUGAAAACCACAGUGGUGUAUUUUCAGCAUGACUUUCAAAACAUUAAAUGAAAUAUUUCACACCAUAUGUACAUUUGUUAUUAUAAUUAAUUUAUUUAAAAUAAUAAUAAUAAUAUUAAUAAUAAUACUCCACUGCUAACAGGACUGAAAAAUAGUAGUAUUCUGUGCUUAAGCUAUAAAGCACUAACCCCCGGUUUCACAGACAAGGCUGAGAAGGCAUAUUUUAAAAUAUCUCAGUGCCAUUGUUUUGUCUUAAGA